ACUACACUCCUGCAGCUUCCAACACCGCUCCUGCUCCUCAGUAGCAGCGCAGUUCACGUGGAGGACACAACUAUGAGAGAGUAGCUAGCAUGCACAGACAUUUAAUGUAACUAGCUAAAUGGCGCCUGUCAAAAGGAAAUUAUAUCAGCGGUUGCUGUUCUUUGUGGUUUUCCUUCCAAUCUCAGGUGUUUUAUGCUUUAGUGAGUUAUUUUUCAUCAAAGAGCCCCAUGAUGUCACUGCCAUACGGAGAGAAGCUGUUAUUUUGGACUGUCAGGCGCACGGAGAGUCCCCUAUCGAUGUCAGAUGGCUCAAGAACGGAGUAAAAGUGCUGGAGAACGAACGGGUGUACCUGCUCUCCAAUGGCUCCCUUUAUAUUUCAGAGGUGGAGAGCAGAAGAGGAGACAAAUCAGAUGAAGGGCUCUAUCAGUGCCUUGCUCAGAACAAAUAUGGCGCAAUCCUGAGCCAGAAAGCCCGUCUUACAAUCGCAAGUAUCUCAGCUUUUGCAAUCCAGCCAACGUCAACAGUGGUGACUGAAGGCUCAGUCGCCAGGUUUUCCUGCAAAAUCAGUGCACACCCUCCUUCCAUCAUCACUUGGGAGUUCAAUCGGGUCACAUUACCCCUUGCCACUGAAAGAAUCACAGUCCUGCCCAGUGGUGUUCUUCAGAUCCACGGGGUGCAGCGGGCAAAUGCUGGAAAUUACCGCUGCAUCGUCACCAACAUUGCCAGCCGCCGCCGAAGCACGGAGGCCACCCUCAGUGUCACCGCAGCUCCCAAGCCCCAUCCUCCCCAGAGGCCACGCGUCAUCGCCGGGCCACAGAACAUUUCAGUGUCGCUGCACCAGAGUGCCAUCCUGGAGUGCAUGGCCACAGGCAAUCCCCGACCCAUCAUCUCCUGGAGCAGAGCGGACAGCAAGUCUAUUGAUGUUUAUAACACAAAAGUGUUGGGAAAUGGCAACCUCAUUAUCACAGACAUCAAACUUCAGCAUGGAGGAGUCUAUAUGUGCAGAGCUACCACUCCUGGCACUCGAAACUAUACAGUCGCUUCAGCCAAUAUCACUGUGUUAGCACCACCUUCCUUGGUUGAGUGGCCAGAGAGCCUGACCCGUCCACGUGCUGGCACCGCCCGCUUUGUCUGUCAAGCUGAAGGAGUUCCAACGCCUGAAAUCACUUGGUUUAAGAAUGGAGAGAAAGUUCAAUCCAAUGGUCGAAUUAAGAUGUACAACAGCAAACUGGUCAUCAACCAGAUCAUCCCUGAGGACGAUGCCAUCUAUCAGUGCCAGGCAGAGAACGAGCAGGGGUCGGUCCUCUCCAUGGCGAGGCUCAUUGUGGUGAUGUCUGAGGAUCGGCCGAGUGCUCCAAGGGAUCUCCGAGCUGACACUGUGUCGAGCUCCGCCAUCCUUCUGGCUUGGGAGAGGCCUCAGUAUAACGCAGAUAAAGUUAUUGCCUACUCAGUGCACUACAUGAAGGCUGAAGGAUUAAACAAUGAGGAAUAUCAAGUUGUCAUUGGAAAUGAUACAACUCGCUACAUUAUUGAUGACCUGGAGCCGGCUCGCAACUACACCUUCUACGUGGUGGCCUACAUGCCCAUGGGAGCCAGUCGUAUGUCGGACAAUGUGUUCCAGCACACGCUUGAGGAUGUUCCACUCCGCGCCCCUGAACUCAGCCUCACCAGCCGCAGUCCUAUGGACAUCCAGGUGUGUUGGCAGCCCCUUCCAGGCAAGCUGAGUCGUGGCAGAGUCUCCGCCUACCGUUUGUCCUAUCGCACCAGCACUGAGAAUACAGUCUCACAGAUAGAGCUACCUGCAGACAAGACCCAGUAUCUCCUGGAAAACCUGCAGCCUGACACCAUCUACCUCCUGCGUAUUGUUGCUGCCACCAGCGUUGGGUGGGGUGAGCAGUCUGCCUGGACGUCCCACCGCACUCCGAAGGCAUCCAGUGCUCGAGUUCCGAUGGCUCCCGAGCUGCAUUUGGAGCCUUUAAACUGCACCACUAUCUUGGCGCGCUGGCAGUUGGCACCCAGGAACUCAGUCAGUGUUCAAGGCUACAGACUCUUCUACCAUGAGGAGAGCCAGUCAGAGAGGGCCCCGCAUCAGCUGCGUGCCUUGGAUAAUACAUACACCAUCAGUGGCCUUGACCCAAGGAAGAAGUACCACGUUAAGCUCCUGGCUUAUAAUUAUGUCGGAGAAGGCUACCAGGCAGACCAGACUAUCAGCACCCCCGGAUGUGUCUCUGUUAGAGAUCGAAUGGUGCCCCCUCCACCUCCUCCACACAAUGUGUACACCAAGACCAACAGUUCGACCGCUGUGUUUCUGCACUGGGGUCGACCAGCCUUCACCUCCAGCCAUGCGGUCAACUACACAGUCCGCUGCAACCCAGUAGGCCUGCAGAACGCCUCCCUGGUGCUCUACCUGCAGACGAGUGAGCAGCGCCUCCUGGUGCGAGAUCUGGAGCCCAACACCAAGUAUGAAUUUGCCAUUCGCCUUCACAUUGACCAGCUGUCCAGCCCCUGGAGCCCUGUGGUCUAUCAGAGCACUUUCCCUGACGCUCCCACUCAACCCCCUUUCAAUGUAAAAGUGACUCUAAUUGAAGAGGACACAGCGUUGGUUUCAUGGAAACCCCCAGAUGAACCCAAUGUAGCUGUGACACAUUACACUAUCCUGUACGCCUCCAGAAACGCCUGGAUAGCUGGGGAAUGGCAAGUGCUGCAAAAAGAAGGAACCAUCACCAUGGCACUGCUGGAGAACCUGAAGCCUGGCCAGAUUUACUUUGUGAAAGUUUCUGCAUCCAACAACAUGGGUGAUGGGCCAUUUUCUCAUACGGUGGAGCUGACGGUCCGUGCAGAUCUCUCCUCUGGUCAUGAUCCCCGGCUCUCUCGUGGCUCCACACAGUCCACAGCCUUUUCUGAUGGCUUCUACCACCUGGACCAAAAGUCAAUGACAGGGAUCACUGUGGGAGUCUGCAUCGCUCUCAUCUGCAUCAUCAUCUGCGCUUUCAUCAUCAUCUGCAGAGGCAAAAACAGGAAAUUUUCAGCAGUUAAAACGCUCAGAGAAGGAGUGAACACAUCUGCAGGUCAUCUGGGCUCUCACGGACAAGCUGAGAACGCUGAUGGGAGCGUGCCAAUGAUGAGGGAAAACCAUUUCAUUGAUGCCAAGGGUGGAACAAAUCUCAUUAUCAAUUCUCUCGGCCCUGUUCAGCCCAGCACUGAGAAGAAAGAGAAAUGGUUUUCCUUCAGCAGUAAUGUGAAAAAGGACAGUAAAGCAGUGCAGAAUAUGAGACAAGGCACCGCCUCCUAUCAGCCCGGUACCACGGUGUUGACCUAUGAAGAGGAGCUGUCGAUGUCUCCAGGCCAGCCCACCACUCUGCAGGCCCUGCUCUGGCGUCCCGGUGACUCGGAGGGCUCCUCCAACAGCGAGGGCAGCCACGCCACCGGUGAUUCGGGUCGUUACUCUCACGACGAGACAGAGAUGACCAACCUGUCUUCUGGUACCGGCAGCCGCCCUCCUUCUCUGACAGCAGAGGACAGCGGAGGCUCGGGCUGCAGCGGCCCCCCUGAACAGUCAGUCCAGCUGAUGGAGGAAAGUCAGAUUGACCUGAAGUUAUUGGAGUCCGUCGAGAACGGCUGCUGUCAUCAUGAUGGGCAGAGCAGUUCCAAGUCUGCACUUUCUCUCCAAGUGUGUGUGCCCGAGUGUGUGUGAAACUGUGUGUGUCUGUGUGUGUGUGUGUGUGAAACUGUGUGUGUGUGUGUGUGUGUGUGUUGUGUGUGUGUGUGUGUGUGUGUGUGUGUGUGUGUGUGUGUGUGUGUGUGUGUGUGUGUGUGUGUGUGUGUGUGUGUGAAGGCAAUGGUACACUUGCAAAAAACUGCACUGAAGUAGAAAAUCAGCUGUGUACCCACUGCAGCUUCAUAUUGUUUGUAUAUUUACACUUACUUCUGGUGGAGAGUUAGAUGAGAAGAUUGAUACCACUCUUGUUUCUGAGAGUGGUAUAGAUCUUCUCAGCCAACUCUCGUGUACUCUACUUCAGCAUAUUUCCCAAAAUGUCAAACUCAUGUUAGUUUAUCUACGUCUUUGUUUAUCUAUGUAGCUGCCACCAACAGAAACCGGAAACAAUGAUGGCACUCAGAACAAUCAGAAAACAACAAAGCAUGACAGAGGAGAGGGAAUGCAGAUUUAGUAAACUAUUUUAAAAAGCUCUGACAGAAAGUCAGCUCACUAAAAUUCAUCAACAUAAACCUCCUGCAGUUAUUUUCGGUUGCAAGUGUACCGCAGGCCUGAAUGGAAGAAUUAGAGAGUGGUGAAAAGAAACAAGGAGAGAGACCUUUUUUAACCUUUAUCCUGUUUUAAACACAAUGAACAGAAAGCCUACAAAUGCCUUUUACAGUAUAAAAUGUUGGCAGGGAGGGGUCAUUUGAGUUCUUUUCUUUUUCAUUCAAUGAAUGUCUUUUUUAUUUUCUUUUUAUGUGUGUAUGUUUAAAAAAAAAAAAAAAUCUCACCCACCAUGAAUGUUUUAAAAGAUUGUCGAAAAUGUGACCUAAAGUGACAUUUCUGACAUUAUUUAAGAGAGUUUAUCACUGGAGCGAAAGGGAAGCGUGAGUCCUAUUCACUGAUUAUCUACCUCGGUUUACCUCCGGUAAACUUCCAUUGUAUAUUUAAUAACUACUUAUACCUAUGUUAUGUGAUGGGCUGCUUCAGUUCCAUUGCAUUUGAUACUUCCUGAUGACUUUUCUUCUGAUUGUCAUCCCAUUUUGUCUUUUUCUCUUACUUUGUCCUAAUUUUACUGGAUGGUAAGGGCGCUGCAGCUCUCUCCUCUUGCUCCACCUGUUGUGUGGACUGAAGGAUGGAAAACACACAUACAGUUUAUUUAUCUCCUCGGAUGUUGUUGAGGUACUGAGCCACUAUAAAUAGUAUUUUUUUGUUCACUGUGUCCAUUAUUGAGUAAUGGAUUGCAAAGAUGAUGAAUGUCCGCUUUUGUUUUCUAUGUCAGUGUGCAGCUGCCCUUGCUAUUCAUGUUUUAUACUACCUCGAUUAAGAAUUUAUUUUAUUGUCUUGUUUUCCUAAACUCAGGGAACAAAGUUUAGUACAUUUGAAAAGUCAUGUAGUGUUACAUGCUAAACUGACAGGGUAUCUUCUCAGUACUAAACUAUUGUAGUGUGUAAUUGCCUAAUAGAAUAUGCAAUGAAUGUAUCUCCAUUAUGUGCCAGUAGCUCAGAUGUUUGUGCUGCCCUACCCUAACAGAUGGAAACCCCCUCUGUAGUUUCUCCUCUCCUCACAGACUCUUUUGUUUAUUGACUUCUUCCUUUUUAUUCGUGUAAAGAUUCACACCAGAAGUGCUUGCAGUGGCGUGUCGGUACAGAAAAGCUUUAUAAUUGGCCUAAUGUGGGAAAGCAUCCCUCAGAUGCGGAAACCAAAACCUAAUCUUUCUGAGGGAGAAGCUCCAUGUGAGGAUGCAACACGUGAAGAAUGAUUGAUUGUAUUAAAAGCAAUGAAAGUGUUUAAUCAGAGAUGAAAGUGAAGAAUUGAAUGAACACAAAACUACAUUUUUGUUAGAAGAUAAUGUACUACUGAGUACACAUUGUAGUUACCUUUGUUCCAAGUAUAUAUAUAUAUUUUUUUGUUUUGCUGUAGAGUAGAUAAAGAUUAGCACUUGUCUGUCAAGUAGUUAUGUAUUAUCAGCCAAUGUGCAGCGGUGAAUGGCACUAUUGCCCAAAGAGUUGUUUGCUACUUGAGUUUAUUUUAGUCUCUCAACUAAUCUCUGGCAUAAGGUUGCGUAAAAAUGUGAAAAUAAUCGAAACACGUUAGACCAAAGAUGAAAACGCAGCCUUUGAGCUCAGUUGAGCUCCUCAAACAAAGCCUUGCACAUUAGUGGCCUUGACCUUCGACAAAAUAAGUAAAGAGAGUUGCGGGUUAAAACUCUGAGGAAGUGCCAGCAGGAUACACAGGCACUUAAUGAUGAUGGAGUGACAAUUAAUAAUCAAUUUUAUGCACACAAACCAAAAUAUCCUGUCGCAGAGUUACUCGAAAACUGUUGCAAACAGAUGUCUGUACAUUGUAGGUGAAAAUGAUUAAAUACAGUAUAUUAUAUUGAGUAGUGUCUGUGUUGCAACAGUGCAGUCGUGUGUAAAUGUGCACCCACUGAUUUUUUUACCUGAGUGAAAAUGUAUUUACAAAAGGAUUUAAAAGUUUGUAUUUGAGAGAUUUCCUCCAAUAGGACAUAUGUAAAGUACUUUUUUUAAACAAAAAAUAUAUGUGAAGUAUUUAAAUCUUAUGCCUUUUAUAUUGAUAAUUUGAAGAUCUCAAAUUAUUUUAAUUUCAAUUAUAACAAAGAGUAGAAAGGUCAGUGGGUGCACAAAUGUUUUUCACAUUUCUGUAUUUUUAAUCAGAGAAUUCUGCAGAGGAUUCAAUCAUGGGAAAUUCUUCGGGAUGAAAAGUGACACAAUCAGUUUAACUUUCUUUUGAAAAGCAAACAAUGUAAACCAAAGAUAUUUUUAAAGGUCACCGUUGCAUAUUGGCAUAUUGACAGAGAUCCGUUUAAAAGCAUCCUAUCUUUGUGUGAAAUGUUGUCAUUUUCAGUGUUCUCAUACUCAUGUUAUAACUGUUUGUGUCCUACUGUGAGAAGCAGGAUGAAAACUGUUUCUCAAUCAUCAAUUUCCACAAAAUCAAGUUUUUUUGUAGUCAUGUUGAUCAUGCUUUUGGAAAGUAAAAGAAGGAUAUACAUUUCCAUUUGAACUUGAACCAUAAUGUAUUUAUAUAUCCUAUAUUAUUCGAGCUUUAAGGGCUCAGUCCAGACUCUGAAAGAUCUAAGAUACUGACCUCCUGUUUCACAAAAAACUGCAACUGUUUGUUUUCAAGUCACGAUAAGUACACACACACACACACACACACACACACACACACACACACACACACACACACACACACACACAACUGCUGGAGUCGUACAUGUUCUGAAUUGGGCCUUUUGUAAGUCAUACAGGUACAUAAGUGCUACCUCAGGUUUUUAUUUUUUUAUAUUCUUGUGAAAGGUGCAGAUGCAAUUUACUUUGGUCAUUAAUGUCUGUAAGAUUUAGGUCAAGAUUAUUAAACAAAUAACCCGUCUCAUGAAUGGUAUUAUGUUGGAAUUAUGUACCUGUCCGAGCAUGUGAAUUUAAAGGAUAAAACACAGUCUUGUUUUCCCUUUUUGCUGAAAUGUUGUAUCAUGUUAGGUGGAGCGCUGCGGGUCAUUUACAGUCAAACUCAGGGGAACCCACAGCUGCUCCACCUUAAAGAGAAAGCAGGUUUCAACUCCUGAAAAUGAGUGUACCUUUUUGUAAUUAUUGUUUUCUGAUAUUUUCUGUUAAUGUUUUGUUGUACUUUGUCAGUUUGUCUUUGUCAGAAAAAUCACUUGCAAUUAGGUUUUUGCCAAAAAAUGUUUAGUUAGGAGAUUUUAGACCGCGGUUAAUUAUGUAUAAGUCUGAUUCUCAAUUUAAAUAAAAGUCUAAAAAUUGCAA
Messenger RNA from Perca fluviatilis (European perch), 7482 nucleotides. It is a transcript of the gene prtga, whose product is annotated as protogenin homolog a (Gallus gallus). The transcript is spliced from 19 exons. NCBI's taxonomy places the organism in Eukaryota, Metazoa, Chordata, Actinopteri, Perciformes, Percidae. The coding region runs from base 119 to 3694 and encodes 1191 amino acids. Gene Ontology annotation, cellular component: plasma membrane; axon. Gene Ontology annotation, molecular function: protein binding. The record is from RefSeq and is a predicted model, not a curated record. Gene Ontology annotation, biological process: axon guidance; cell-cell adhesion.